GGUACAUCGAGACAUAUAGAUUUGAACGAUCUAAUGACCAACUCUUACAAUCCGUCAAUACAAUAAAUAUAGUGCAGUGCGGUCACAUUCCUGGUAUUGACAAGUUACGAAGUGAGCAGAUUCGCGCUCUCCUCAUCACCCCACGCGUUCAAUCAGAAAUCAGAAACGACCCCUAUAAGCUACAAGGCCACGAAUCCACGUACACAGUCUUGAAUCUUGCGAACAUGGUCUCCAUCUCUCGGCUCUCUUGCGAACACUACGAAACUCCCUUGGGGAUCCACCAUACCCGACCUCGUCUCUCAUGGCGAUUCGAAGGGUCGGAAGUCGAUUGGAAACAAGCUUCGUAUGACCUGGAGAUACGGUACCUUCCUCUGAGGUCCAAUAACGGAGACGAGGAGGGGGAGGUUGAGCGGCAUCAUAUCGACUCUGCGCAGUCCGUCUUGGUACCUUGGUCCGGUCGUGAACUCGUCUCGAGGGACAACGUACAGGUUCGAGUCAGGUCCAACGGCGAGGAUGGAAGCAGUACCAAUUGGUCCGAGAUCACCCUCCAAGUCGCUCUCCUCUCACCUUCCGACUGGACCGCUAGGCUACUCGGAGGUCCCGCCAGCGACGUCGACGCUGCCCACAGGCCGAUCCUGCUGCGAAAGACCUUCCCAGUCGACCGAUCUGAUAGUGCUAGACUCUACAUCACGGCCCAUGGAUGCUACAAGGUAUUCAUCAACGGCCAUCGGGUCGGGGAGAAAGCUCUAGCUCCGGGAUGGCAGAGUUAUCACCAUCGCCUGCUUUAUCAGACGUAUGACGUCUCAGACCUUCUGAAAAAGGGGGAGGAGAAUGUCAUCGGAAUGGUAUUGGGGGAAGGAUGGUUCGCGACACGGCUGAAUUUUGGGGGUGGGAGACGGAACAUCUGGGGUGCGGAUCUGGGCGUUCUUGCACAGCUGGAAAUAGGGGGCAAGACCGUGGUCCAGACCCGAGCCGACGAAGGCUGGGAAUGGGCUCACGGACCCAUCAUCAGCAGCGAGAUAUACGAUGGCGAGGUGUACGACGCUCGACAAGUACUUCCGGAUUGGUUCGAACCGGGAUCGACGUCCGGCACCUGGUCGAAGACGGUCCGCGACGUAGGGUUCCCCCGUGGAAAGCUUAUCGCUGCGGAAUGUCCCCCGGUGAGGGUAACACAGUCUAUCAGGCCCAAGGAGAUCAUCAACACACCGUCGGGCAAAACCAUCCUCGAUUUCGGGCAAAACCUCGUCGGGUGGCUCAAGGUCGAGAAUCAUCCUUCCGAUCUGAACGAAGGGGAUGUUAUCCGGUUCUUACACGCCGAGGUCUUGGAAGACGGGGAGCUGGGGACGAGGCCUUUGCGUGAUGCGAAAGCGCAGGUGGAGAUUACUGUCGGGCAGGAAGGUGGAUUGGCAGGAUACGAGCCUAGCUUUACGUUCCAUGGAUUCCGGUACGCCCAGAUUGAGGGUUGGAAGGGCGUCUCGCUCGAUGAUCUCACGGCCCAGGUCGUCCAUACCGACAUGGAACGGACAGGGUGGUUCGAGUGCGAUCAUCCACUGAUCAACAAGUUGUGGGAAAACGUCAAUUGGGGUCUCCGUGGUAACUUCGUAUCGGUCCCUACCGAUUGUCCUCAGCGGGACGAACGACUCGGUUGGACGGGAGAUCUACAGGUGUUUGCCGAGACGGCGAGUUUCUUGUACGAUACGAGCUCGACGCUGGGAGGAUGGUUGCAGGAUCUAGCCGCUGAGCAGAUCGAGGAUUGGGAAGGGGUCGUGCCGCUCGUCGUGCCCAACACGCUGGGAAAUCUCUUUGGCCCGCCACCCCCUUCGGCAAUCUGGGGAGACGUGGCCGUCUUGACGCCCAAGGACUUGUAUGUGGCUUCGGGUGAUAUGGAUCUCGUUGCCAAGCAAUACGAGAGUAUGAAGACUUGGAUGGACAAGGGGAUCAAGCGGAGCGCCAAAGGGUUGUGGGACAGCAAAGGACCUCAGUUUGGAGAUUGGCUGGAUCCCAAGGCGCCCCCUGAUGCGCCUCAGGAUGGAAGGACCGAUAACAUGCUCGUCGCCGAUGCAUGGCUGGUCCAUACCACCGAGGUCAUGGCCAAGAUGGCCGAGACCCUGGGAUAUGCCGAAGAUGCCAAUCGGUACGCUGAUGACGCCCGACGUCUCAAAGUCGAGUACCAGCAAGAAUACAUUACCCCCAACGGAAGGAUGAUGUCCGACACCCAAACAGCGCUCGCCCUGGCGCUACACUUCCACUUGUUACCUGAAGCCUCUGUCGAGGUCGCUAGGGAUCGUCUCGAUCAUCUGGUCCGAAAGGCCAUCUUCCAGAUCUCGACCGGGUUCGCGGGGACUCCGAUCAUCUUGCAUGCCUUGAGCGAUAAUCAGCUGUUACAGCAUGCCUAUAGGAUGUUUCAGGAGAAGCAGUAUCCCUCGAUCCUCUAUCCUGUCAGCAUGGGCGCGACGACGAUUUGGGAAAGGUGGGACAGCAUGUUACCCGAUGGUAGGAUCAACCCUGGCGAGAUGACCAGCUUCAACCAUUAUGCCCUCGGCAGUAUCGCUUCAUGGCUGCACAAGGUGGUCGGCGGACUCGCUCCGUUAACUCCAGGCUGGCAAGACAUCCUCUUCAAACCCCGUCCAGGCGGUUCUCUCACCUCGGCCAGAGCGACCCAUACGAGUCCGUACGGUGAGAUCAGCUGCGCUUGGAAGCUCGAUGGACGGCAACUCGAAGUGACGGUCUCGGUCCCGCCGAACUGUACGGGCCGCGUGGUCCUUCCCGGUGUCGACGAGAGGAUCGGGAGCGGUUGCAAGACCUAUUCUGUCGAGUGGGAACCCGAAGCGGAAUGGCCCCCAAAGUCGUACCAGUUGCCAUUCGGGCCUCCCAAGCCCGAUGUUCCAGCAUGAGCGAGCAUGAUGUCUAGGCAAGACAUUACCGUGUUUGCGCGAUGUCAUGGUAUUCUCUGUCGGUUGAUCGUGAUGAAUGUACUCCGCUUCAGUACUUUUGCAGAUGGCAACUAAUGCUCGACGGUCACCGAGACCAGGGACGUUGCUCUCGAACCCUUUUUCUUUCGUUUUCAGAGCGAGCAAAGGUUUCUCGAUGCCUGACCUCGGUGAUGGUGCUGGGGAUGGUACGCGCCCGUAUGCAACCAUCUUCUAAUUCAGGUUGUCCAUGCCGAUUUCCGCACAAUAUGGUGAAUAUAAAGUCCCUUGCAGUACACGUCGCGCUAUACUAUAGCAUCCUUGAUAGUAACAAUCGAAUGCAUGUCGUAAUAACCCGAGUGAGCUGCAUGCUGCACUGAUGAUUCGAUUGACGCAUUUCGGCCCACCCAAGCUUCUGAUUGUUGUAUGAUACGACGCAUGACAUGCAUGGCAUUACGCUAUAUGCUAGCAUGCUACAUGC
Molecule: messenger RNA, 3390 nt
Organism: Filobasidium floriforme
Lineage: Eukaryota; Fungi; Basidiomycota; Tremellomycetes; Filobasidiales; Filobasidiaceae
Product: bacterial alpha-L-rhamnosidase-domain-containing protein
Exons: 4
Coding region: 225-2894 (889 amino acids)
Biological process (GO): carbohydrate metabolic process
Source: RefSeq, a predicted model, not a curated record